This is a messenger RNA of Octopus sinensis (East Asian common octopus), 2248 nucleotides long. Its product is annotated as diacylglycerol kinase epsilon. Lineage: Eukaryota; Metazoa; Mollusca; Cephalopoda; Octopoda; Octopodidae. Bases 642 to 2219 code for a protein of 525 amino acids. The transcript is spliced from 11 exons. The record is from RefSeq and is a predicted model, not a curated record. Gene Ontology annotation, molecular function: ATP-dependent diacylglycerol kinase activity.
UGAUUCCAUUCCCCGCCCACAUUCUGAUACAAAGACGCCUCGCUGUUAUUUUAUCAUUUUAACGUUGCUGGAUCCAAUGAGAGAACAAUUCUUUUUUUUUUUUUGUCGGUAUCCCGUAAAGAGAUAAAAGACAAACAGACGAAAGGGAAGUUGAAAAAAUUAAAAUAACUUACAUCAACACUAUCAACAAGAAACAGUUCUGACUUGCUUCUUCAAUUUUGAAAUAUAAUUUUAUUGAACCGUUCUUGCAAAAUAUUACCAACAUAUUUGGUAAUAUGAUGUGACAAAACAACAACCAUCCUUUUACAACUUGUUCUACUACGUGUGAUUAUGAAGUAGGUGUUUGGUUAAAUCUAACCGUCAACAGCGUUGCUCUAUUAACAAAAUUCACUUUUCACGAAAGAGUAAAUGCCAACCAUUAUUUGGAUGAUAAGAAGUUUUCUAGUGCACAUGACAACUUACAAGAUAAAUUAAAACUUACACUGGUGGAAGUUCUCAUUUCAACUGUUCCUGAGACAUUUAUCCUGCACAUUAAUACUACACACUUUGAAAUCUCCCUUCCCAAUAUUUUCCUGACAUUUAAUCAUGUAGGCACCAUCUAUGAUGAGUUAAAGAUAUAAAUGUGAAUCGAUAAUCAAGGAAUGGAACUGCUCUUUAUCAGAGAAGCCAUGUAUAUGGUUCUUACUAUCAUCUUAGGGCUGGUCAUUGCACGCGUGUACCGAAGGCGGCGAUAUAAACACUACGAAGUGCGAGUGCGUGAUGUAAGCAAAGGUCAUCGUUGGAUGAUGGUCAGCAUCUUCCUCAAACCAACGUACUGUGUCAUAAGCCAGAACAGAAUUAGUGAUGGUGCACAAUGUCAUUCCUGCAGUAUUUGUGUUGAUGCUGCCAACAUGAAGGUAGCCAAUCAAAAAAUUCCUUGCAAGCCCCUCUCAGUGAAAAGCAUGUUCACACAUCAUCAAUGGGGGCAUGGCAACUUGCCCUUGUAUAGUAUCUGUUAUAUUUGCAACGAGCCUUGCAAUAACCAGCUGCAACUUUGUGAUUACAUCUGCUCUUGGUGCCAACGCUGUGUCCAUACUGAAUGUUUCACACACUGUAAAAAAGAAUGUGAUCUUGGUCCUUACAAAACAGUGAUUGUACCUCCACAUUGUGUCACCCUUAAGUGGGUUGGUUUGAAAGGCAGGCAGCACCUUAUUGUGGACUCAGUGAAGAGACCAAAUAUAGUGAACUGGAGCCCACUUAUUGUCAUUGCCAACCGAAAGAGUGGUAACAAUGAUGGGGAAAGCAUCUUACAAGCAUUUCGUUCCUAUCUGAAUCCUGCACAGGUCAUUGAUAUUUGUGAUAUUACACCAGAGCCUGCACUAAAGUGGUGUCACUUGCUCCCCAGUGUCACAAUCCGGGUGUUGGUCUGUGGUGGCGAUGGCACAAUUGGAUGGGUCUUAAAUGCCAUUGAGAGACUUAGUCUACAGCCUCAACCCCAAAUAUGUAUUUUGCCAAUGGGCACUGGAAAUGAUUUAUCCCAAGUUUUAGGUUGGGGAGAAAUAUUCACUGAUCAAAUAGAAGUCCCUAAAAUUCUUGACAAGAUAAACCAAGCUACAGUAGUUGAGUUAGACAGGUGGAAUCUUGAUAUCAACCAUUCUGGACACUUUCGACUGCCUUACUACAAAAAGAAAAAUAUAUGUUGGAAUAAUUACUUCUCCAUUGGUGUUGAUGCUCUUGUUGCUUUGAAUUUUCAUCGCCAACGAGAAUCAUGGCCGACCCUUUUAUCAAACCGCAUCAUCAAUAAGGUGUGUUACUUCAUGUAUGGCACUAAAGAUGUUUUGGAACGAGAAUGCCAUGAUCUUCAAAAAAAAUUAACAGUUGAAUUAGAUGGUAAAAAAAUCAAUCUCCCCAAAUUGGAAGGCCUUGUUGUUUUAAAUAUCAGUAGUUGGGCUGGAGGUUGUCGGGUCUGGGAAAUCAAAGCAGAUGAAGAAGAAGAUGAAUACAUACCUGCCAGCUAUAAUGAUGGAAUGGUUGAGGUAUUUGGGUUACACUCCUCCUUCCAUGUUGCUCAACUCCAAGUUGGUAUGAUACCUCCUAUUCGUAUUGGACAGGCAAGCAAAAUAAAGAUUACAUUAAACUGUACAGCACCAAUGCAAGUUGAUGGUGAACCCUGGCUCCAACAACCUGUGGAGAUGACUGUCACCCACCGUAGUAAAGCUACUAUGUUGUCUCUUUGCUGAAUAUCUGCUAUAUAUACUGACAAAAAAAA